AUGAUGGCCAUAGAAGGGAAAUUGAGCUUUGGUGUCAAGAAAAUGAAUGGCGAACAGGCCAAUCAUCUUGGAGGAGGAGGUGCUGAGGUCACAUCUGUGGCUCUGCAGGAGGAGGAGGUGCUGAGGUCACAUCUGUGGCUCUGCAGGAGGAGGAGGUGCUCAGGAGGAGGAGGUGCUGAGGUCACAUCUGUGGAUCUGCAGGAGGAGGAGGUGCUGAGGUCACAUCUGUGGAUCUGCAGGAGGAGGAGGUGCUCAGGUCACAUCUGUGGCUCUGCAGGAGGAGGAGCCCCCGGGGGACGACAUAACGGCAGGAGAAUGCUGAGCUUCAGACACACUUACAUCUUUGUGUACAACCUGCUGCAGUUCUGUGGACACACAUGGAUCCUGACCAACAUCAUCGCCAGGUUCCUCUCGUUUGGAAAAGACGGUUUAGUGGACAUGUUCCACUCUGUGGGGUUGGUGAUGAGCCUGUGUCAGCUGCUGUCCUUCCUGGAGCUGUUCCACAUCGCCGACGGCAUCGAGAAGGCCCGGCUGCUGCCACGCCUCAUACAGGUGACGCAGAAGAACGUGCUGCUGAUGACGGUGAUUCUGCUGGAGGAGCUGCAGAGUCAGUCCAUGGUGUGUCUGCUCUUUCUCCUGUGGAACCUGCAAGACCUCCUCAGGUAUCCCCAUGAGCUGCUGUGUCUGAUGGACCGGCCGUCAGUGUCCAUGCUGUGGUCCCGCUACACCCUCUGGAUCCCCCUCUACGCGCUCUCUGCAUUUACAGAAGGUUUCACUCUUUACACAGCCUUACCCCACAUCAGUCCUGUUUCUCCACCAUCAAACGCACAAAACUCGUCUCUGACCACGCCCACCCACCUCCACUUUGUUCUGAUUGGCUAUUUCCCGCUUCUGCUUCUCGGAGCUAGCGUAACGGUUUGGCAGUUGCUAAAAGAGAGAAGGCACUAUCUGGACAAGUGGAACAAGAAACGGAAAUGA
Molecule: messenger RNA, 978 nt
Organism: Knipowitschia caucasica
Lineage: Eukaryota; Metazoa; Chordata; Actinopteri; Gobiiformes; Gobiidae
Source: the annotation of a GenBank genome assembly